Messenger RNA from Colossoma macropomum (tambaqui), 1496 nucleotides. It is a transcript of the gene ncf4, whose product is annotated as neutrophil cytosolic factor 4. Bases 104 to 1171 code for a protein of 355 amino acids. NCBI's taxonomy places the organism in Eukaryota, Metazoa, Chordata, Actinopteri, Characiformes, Serrasalmidae. Gene Ontology annotation, biological process: superoxide anion generation; phagocytosis; respiratory burst. Gene Ontology annotation, molecular function: phosphatidylinositol binding; protein binding; superoxide-generating NADPH oxidase activator activity. The record is from RefSeq and is a predicted model, not a curated record. Gene Ontology annotation, cellular component: NADPH oxidase complex. The transcript is spliced from 10 exons.
UUUCGCUUCCCCAAAGAUUCUUGCAAAUGAGAAGAAAAGCUGAAAACACGGCUAAUAAUUUCAGCGGCUUUGUUUUCGGCUAAAAGACUCCCAGAGGUUCGCCAUGGCUCUGCCGAGACAGCUGAGAGAGGAGAGUGAUUUCGAGCAGCUGCCGGACAACGUUCCCAUCAGCGCCACCAUCGCGGACAUUGAGGAGAAAAGUGGCUUCAUCGUUUACUACUUUUUCGUGAUUGAAGUGAAGACUAAAGGAGGCAGUAAGUACCUGAUCUACCGCAGAUACCGUCAGUUCUUCGCUCUCCAUCAGAGACUGGAGCUGAAGUUCUCGCCCGAAGCUCAGUCAGGACCCUACACCUUUGUACUGCCCACUCUGCCCGGGAAAGUGUUCAUGGGCAACAAACAGGAAAUAGCAGAGAACAGAAUCCCUGAGCUCAACACGUAUAUGAAGAAGCUGCUGUGUUUGCCUACCUGGGUGUUGCUAGAUGAUUUAAUCCGGAUGUUUUUCUACCAGACUGAAUGGGACAGUCAGCAAGUGCCCAAAGCUCUCCGGCGCCUCCGGCCCCCCACGCGGAAAGUAAAAACGCAGAAGCCCAAAACGGACCUUCUCUCGUCCCCCAGAGCGGAGGCGGUGUUUGACUUCAACGGGAGCGGGAAGCUGGAGCUGAGUCUGAAGGCUGGAGACGUGAUCUUCCUCCUGCGGCGAGUGAACGCUGACUGGCUAGAGGGCACUGUUAAAGAUAGGAUAGGCAUAUUUCCAGAAUCAUUUGUGAAGAUCAUCAAACCUCUUCCUGAAAGUGACUCAGACGAGGAAGGCGGAGCUUCAAAGAAAAAAGGCGGGGCUCAGGGCUCCUACAGCUGCCUGCGCUGCUACCUGCUGGAGCCAGAGGGUAUUGACACCAGGGAUCUGUGUGUUGAAGAGGACUUCACUAUCCAGCCGUCGUACACUGAUCUCCUUGCACGCAUGAGAGAGGUCUUUCAGAUAGAGGACAUCGCACUAAACUACCGUGACCCUGAAGGAGAUCUGGUGCGGAUCUUGGAUGACGAGGACGUGACUCUGAUGGUCAGACAGAGCAAAAGCCAGGGGUCAAAGGUCAAAAGACCCGUCAAUCAGUUCCCAUGGGAACUGCAUGUCACACGUACCAAUUAUCUGUCAGUGUACAACACAGAGUACUGAAGUGUGCAUGUAUGUGUGCCAGUAAGGUCCUUUGGGUUCACUUUACUCAUGAUACUCAUGUCAGAUCCGCCAGCUUAAAGGGGAACUCCACCGAUUUUGCGAAAUUACUUACUCAUUUUUUUUUAAAUCACCUUUUAGAUGUAAACAAAAUCAUGCAGAGUGGUUUAAUGUGAGUUUUGCCCUUUUCCUUGAGAAAUUUUCAGAGUCAAAAUUGUUCACCAUUAUAGUACUAGGAACCAGAUGUCCAUAUGUCAACACCACAAAAUCACCAUUUUAUCUGCUAUUCAGAAUGACCAUUGAAUUCACAUGAGUCUUAUAAUGUUUU